This is a messenger RNA of Charadrius vociferus (killdeer), 2607 nucleotides long. RefSeq names its product armadillo repeat containing 9 (gene ARMC9). Gene Ontology annotation, molecular function: protein binding. Bases 1 to 2448 code for a protein of 815 amino acids. Lineage: Eukaryota; Metazoa; Chordata; Aves; Charadriiformes; Charadriidae. The transcript has 24 exons. Gene Ontology annotation, biological process: cilium assembly. The record is from RefSeq and is a predicted model, not a curated record. Gene Ontology annotation, cellular component: centriole; ciliary basal body; ciliary tip.
AUGGGUGAUGUUCUAGCUUAUGAAGCUGAAUUACUCGGACUAGUGAGAGAGUAUUUGGAUUUUGCUGAAUUUGAAGAAACAGUGAAAGUAUUUACAAAGGAAUGUAAAAUAAAAGGGAAGCCACUACCUAAGCCAGCAGGUGUUUCCUCAAGAAAUUCAAAAGCUUUGCCUGUUCAGAAAGAUCUGCUUACAGCAUUUGAAAAUGGUGAGCAGGAAGUUUUCUUCCAGCUCUGGGAAGAGCAUGUUUCAUCUUCAGUCCGGGACAAUGAACCGGUUGCUCAGAAGCUGGAAUUCUAUCUUCAUGUCCACUUUGCCAUCUACCUCUUAAAACACUCUAUGGGAAAGCCUGACAAAGCUGAACUUGAGGAAAGGAUUUCUCACUUUAAGGCAUACCUGGAAACAAAAGGAGCUGCGCUGAGCCAGACUACAGAGUUUCUUCCCUUCUAUGCUUUGCCUUUUGUUCCAAACCCCAUGGUACACCCUUCAUUUAAAGAACUUUUUCAGGAUUCUUGGACAUUGGAUUUAAGGACAAGAUUGGAAAGGUUCCUGUCUCUGACUCUCAAAGCCAGACAGACUCCCCAGCUUCUCACUUUAUUUAAGGAGAAUGGACAGUGCAACAAAGAAAUGUUGCAACAUCUUCAUCAACAGUUAGUGGAAUCUGAGCACAGGACCAUGACCUACCUGAAACGAUUUAACAAAAUGCAAGCAGACUACCAUAAUCUCAUUGGAGUCACUGCAGAACUGGUGGAUUCCUUGGAGGCCACAGUCAAUGGCAAGAUGAUCACACCAGAGUAUCUUCAAAGUGUUUGUGUUCGCUUGUUUAGCAAUCAGAUGAGACAAAGUGUAGCACACAGCAUUGACUUCACAAGGCCCGGAACUGCUUCCACAAUGUUAAGAGCAUCUUUAGCCCCUGUGAAGGUGCAGGAUGUGCCAUUGUUGCCCUCUUUGGAUUAUGAGAAACUGAAGAAAGAUUUGAUUACAGGGAAUGAUCGUCUCAAGGCAUUCUUGCUGCAGGCUCUGCGCUGGCGCCUGACAACAUCGUAUCCUGGAGAACAGAGAGACACUGUCCUGCAAGCCUACAUCAGUAAUGACCUCCUAGACUGCCACAGUAACUGUCAGAGAAGUGUCCUCAAAUUAUUACAUUCUAAGAGUGAGGUAGUCAGACAGUAUAUGGCAAGGCUCAUCAAUGCUUUUGCUUCACUGGCAGAAGGUCGUGUCUACCUUUCUCAGAACCCAACGUUGCUGCGAAUGCUGGAGGAGAGACUGAAAGCUGAAGACAAGGAUUCCCUUACAUGGGAGAAUGUUCUGGGGGCUCUGCAGAAAUUCAGCCUCAGGCGUGCACUGCAGUCGGCAAUGAUCAAAGAUGGGCUCAUUUUCUGGCUGGUUGAUGUUCUAACAGAUACGGAUUGCCUGUCUGAUUACACACUGGAGUAUUCUGUUGCCUUGCUCAUGAACCUCUGUCUGCGGAGUGCAGGGAAGAAAAUGUGUGCAAGGAUUGCAAACCACGUGCUCAAGGUUCUCUCUGAUCUUCUUGGCCAUGAGAAUCACGAGAUACAACCAUAUGUGAAUGGAGCACUGUAUAGCAUUCUCACCAUCCCUUCUGUCCGAGAAGAAGCCAGAGCAAUGGGAAUGGAAGAAAUCCUGCGCUGCUUUAUCAAGGAAGGAAAUGCAGAGAUGAUCCGACAGAUUGAAUUUAUUAUCAAGCAGCUCAAUUCAGAGCCAUUAAAUGACAGUAUUGUGUCUGAUGAUGAAGAGGAAGAGGAGGAUGAGGAAGAGGAUCAUGACAUCAUGGAGGCUGAUCUGGACAAAGAUGAGGUUUUGCAACCUCAACUGGGAGAGCUUGCAGGAGAGAAGCUGCUAACAACUGAGUACUUGGGAAUAAUGACUCAUACUCCAAAAACCAAGAAGAAGCUGUUUCCUGGUGUCCAUCAGAGUAUAGAUGAGCCUCUCCAGAGACCAGUGACACCAGGUUAUCACAGAACUACGUACCUAAUGCCGGAAAACGAUACCAAUUCAUGUCGUGAUAGGGGUGAGAAGCUGCAGUCCCUGCCAAGUGGUCAUCUUCCCAUUUGUGGUGGGAGCAGGUCCAGCAUUUCUGACCUCUGCAUUUCCCCUUCAUCAGUUGAAAUGAAGUCAUCUGAAAUAUUCUCAUCAAGCCAUAGAAUGGACCGAAGCAUCCCAGCUGGUGACAAUAUCUUGUCUUCCCGAUCUACUGACUUCACCCAGGACAAAGUAAAUGGACAAUCGCAUAGUGAGUUUCCCUCAGCCUUCACCAGCAAACCCAAGAUCCCUCGCACUCCUGAAGCGCAGAGUGCCAGCCCUAGAAAGGGAAAGAUGCCAGCUAUUGCCCCCCAGUUCUCCCAGUCUGGACCGCAACAAACAAGCCGUCCCAGCUCCUCAGGAUCAUCCACAAGGAGCAGACAGAGCAGCCAGUCCUACAGGAAGUGAGAACAGUUCCUUUCCUCGAGAAUCACCUGUCACAUUGUUGAAGGACAGAGCCAGCUUCCUGUAAUGAGCUUUACUGGCGACCUGCUGAGAAGAGAGUGAGGUUAUUGACACUGUACGGCGUACGCCUUGCACGGUGAUUCAUGGAUUAUCUGAUGGGAU